Messenger RNA from Linum trigynum, 10963 nucleotides. Lineage: Eukaryota; Viridiplantae; Streptophyta; Magnoliopsida; Malpighiales; Linaceae. The record is from the annotation of a GenBank genome assembly.
AAGUCUCAAAGAAAUUUAUUGAGUUACAAAGAUAUUCGCCGAAAUGGAUAUCAUAUUGAGACAAAGGAAGAAGAGAAUAAAGAGUAUAUUAUGAUAACAAAUAUGGUCUCCGAUAAGAAAUACAUAUUGGAGAAAUUGCCUGCUAUUUCUUCUGGGUUGUACUACACGUUUAUUAGUACAAUUGAAACACAUGCAGUGGUAAACCAUAAGUUUACAAAUCUUGAUAAUUUUAUAGUUUGGCAUGACCGGUUAGGCCAUCCCGAAUUGAUUAUGAUGCAAAAAAUCAUUGCCAAUACACAUGGACAUCCAUUGAAAGGUCACAAAAUUUAUCAGUUUAAAGAUGUACCAUGUGUUGCAUGUUCUCGUGGCAAGUUGAUUAUACGACCAUCACCUGUGAAAGUAAGGAGUGAAACUCUUACAUUUUUAGAACGUAUACAUGGUGAUAUAUGCGAGCCAAUUCACCCACCAUGUUGACCAUUUAGAUAUUUUAUGGUUUUAGUUGAUGCAUCAACUAGAUGGUCACAUGUGUGCUUACUAUCAACUCGCAACCUGGCGUUUGCUAGAUUACUUGCCCAAUUGAUACGACUACGAGCACAUUUUCCUGAUUUUCCAAUCAAGAAACUACGUCUAGAUAAUGCUGGUGAAUUUAUUUCACAAACUUUCAUUGACUAUUGUAUGUCCACUGGGAUUGAUGUUAAACAUCCUGUAGCACAUGUUCAUACACAAAAUGGCCUUGCAGAAUCAUUUAUUAAGCGUUUGCAACUUAUUGCAAGACCAUUGCUUAUGAAAACAAGCUUGCCAAUUUCUUGUUGGGGACAUGCUAUAUUGCAUGCGGCAACAUUAAUUCGCAUAAGGCCAACAAGUUAUCAUGAAAUUUCCCCCUUGCAAAUGGUUUUUGGUCAGGAACCUAAUAUUUCCUAUCUAAAAAUAUUUGGGUGUGUCGUCUACAUCCCUAUUGCUCCACCACAGCGUGUUAAGAUGGGUUCUCAAAGGAGGUUGGGAAUUUAUGUUGGAUAUGAGUCCCCGUCAAUCAUAAAAUACUUAGAACCCUUGACCGGAGAUUUAUUCACUGCUCGUUUUGCUUAUUGUCAUUUUGACGAAUCAGUUUUUCCAACAUUAGGAGGUGACAACAAACAGCUAGGAAAAUAUAUUUGUUGGAAUGAAUUAUCAUUAUCUCACCUUGAUCCUCGUACUAGAUAAUGUGAAUUGAAAGUUCAAAAGAUAAUUCAUUUACAAGGUUUAGCAAACCAACUGCCGGAUUCUUUUACUGACCAGAAGAGAGUGACAAAGUCACACAUGCCAGCUGUAGAUGCUCCAGUGAAAGUUGAUGUCCCUAUUGGACAAUCUGAAAUUGAAAAUGAAUCUAAACCACGAAUGAAGCAUGGUAGACCAGUAGGUUCCAAUGAUACAAAUCCUUGAAAAAGAAAAAUUGUUAUGAAUCAAGUUGGUCAAAUCGAGGAUCUGAAAGCUCAAGAAGAGUCCCCAAGCAUAACUAAGAUUGUAGUUCCCGAAGAACAUCAGGUACCUGAAAGUUUUGAUAAUGAAGAUAUCUCAAUCAAUUAUGUCUUGGAUGGAAAAUGUUGGAACCGAAGUGAAAUAAUCGUCGACGAUGUUUUUGCUCACGCUGCAGCAUUGAGUGUGAUGAAUGAAAAUGAGGAUCAUGAACCAAGAUCUAUUGAUGAAUGCAAGUCAAGAGAUGAUUGGACAAAGUGGAAAGAGGCCAUUGAGGCGGAAUUAAACUCGCUUUCAAAGCGAAAGGUUUUUGGACCGGUAGUCCUUACACCAGAAAACGUAAAGCAUUGGGAUACAAAUGGGUUUUUGUGCGGAAAAGAAAUGAAAAGGGCGAAGUCGUGAGAUAUAAAGAACGUCUUGUCACACAAGGAUUCUCACAGACACCUGACAUUGGUUAUGAGGAGACAUAUUCUCUUGUGGUGGAUGUAACUACGUUUCGAUACUUGAUUAGUCUGGCAGUUCGAGAAGAACUAGAUCUGCGUCUAAUGGAUGUUGUGACAACCUAUUUGUAUGGAUCACUUGAGAAUGAUAUAUAUAUAUAUAUGAAACUCCCUGAAGGAUUCACUUUGCUAGAAGCAAACAAAAAACAUUCUCGAGAAAAUUUUCUAUCAAAUUGAACAAAUCCUUGUAUGUAUUGAAACAAUCUGGACGAAUGUGUUACAAUUGUAUCACUGAAUAUUUGAUGAAAUUCUUCAAAAAAAAAAAGAAUAUUUGAUGAAAGAAGGAUACAAGAAUGGCCCUAUUUGUCCAUGUGUUUUUCUAAAGAGAUCGGGUAGUGAGUUUGUUAUAAUAUCGGUUUAUGUUGAUGACAUAAACAUCAUUCGAACUCCCGAAGAGCUUCCAAAAGCAGUUGAUUGCUUGAAGAAAGAGUUUGAAAUGAAAGAUUUAGGAAGAACAAAGUUCUAUCUUGGAUUACAGAUUGCACAUUUGAAGGAUAGUAUUUUUGUGCAUCAAGAAGGAUAUGUUGAAAAGGUGCUUAAGCGAUUUUAUGUGGACAAUUCACACCCGUUGAGUAAUCUAAUGGUUGUAAGAUCACUUGAUGUGAAAAGAGAUCCAUUUAGACCUCGAGAAAGUGAUGAAGAUCUGCUUGGCCCUGAAGUGCCAUAUCUUAGUGCGAUAGGAGCAUUAAUGUAUCUAGCCAGUCACACGCGGCCCGAUAUAUCGUUUUCUAUGAAUAUAUUUUCAAGAUAUAGCUCUUAUCCCACUAAAAGGCAUUGGAAUGGAGUUAAACAUUUACUCUGUUACCUUCGAGGAACGACGGAUAUGGGCUUGUUCUAUUUGAGUGCAUCGAAGUUGGAUUUAGUGGGAUAUGCAGAUGCAGGAUAUCUCUCAGAUCCCCACAAUGGAUCUCAGACAAGAUAUUUGUUCUCUUGUGGUGGUACAACCAUUUCAUGGCGUUCCACAAAACAAACUAUAACAGCCACAUCAUCCAAUCAUGCUGAAAUCUUAGCAAUUCACGAGGCAAGUCGUGAAUGUGUUUGGUUAAGAUCUAUAAUUCGACACAUCAGAGAAUCGUGUGGACUAUCUCUAGGAAAAAUGAUCCCGACGAUCAUGUAUGAAGAUAAUGCAACAUGCGUUACUCAAUUAAAGGAAGGAUACAUUAAAGGAGAUAGAACAAAACAUAUUCCACCAAAGUUCUUUUUCACUCAUGAUCUUCAAUAGAGUGGUGACAUAAUUGUUCAAAAAGUUCGUUCAAGUGAGAAUCUAGCAGAUUUAUUCACCAAGUCACUCCCAUGACAAUCUUUGUAAAGCUUGUUCGUGAAAUUGGAGUUCGACGAAUCAAAGACCUUAGCUGAUGUGGUCAUGAGGGAGAGCAUAUACGCGAUGCACUCUUUUUCCCUUAACCAUGGUUUUUCCCACUGGGUUUUCAUGGUAAGGUUUUUAAUGAGGCAGCAUGAGAUAGCGUAAUAAUGCAAUCUAGUGGUCAUCCAAGGGGGAGUAUUAUGUAAAUAUUUAUAUAUGGAUGACCAAUGGCCUACCACAUUAGAUGCUCACUUGGGAGUUACAUGUAACUUCUAUUCCUAUAUCAUUAUCUUUAAUUCAUAUGCAUUGAUGUAAGGAUGUAGUGGUUACCAAAGGGUGCUUAUAAAUAGAGCACACUAUUGUAUCACAAAUGAAGUAUGAAUAAGAACUAUUCCCCUCUCUUCUCUUGUGUCUUUCCCUCUCUAAUCUUCUCUUGUAGUUGUUUAUAUUUUCCAUUAGUUUCAUAAAAUCUAAUUCAUUUUUGUCAAGAACCAGUUGCUCCCAAUAACUCGAAUUGUUGGGAGAGGUUCAAUUGUGGAUCAUAUACCACACACUAACACGCCCCUCAAACGAAAGCCACUCACAAGGGCUUGAAGUUUGCACAGGUCCGAAUACCAUGUGCUCUGAUACCAUGUCAAGAACCAGUUGAUCCCAAUAACUCGAGUUGUUGGGAGAGGUUCAAUCGUGGAUCAUAUACCACAACACUAACACACCCCCUCAAACGAAAUCAACUCAUAAGGGCUUGAAGUUUGCACAUGUAUGAAGACAAGAAUACCAUGUGCUUAACAAAUGGGGGUCACCGGGAAUCGAACACAAGACCUCUCGGUCACAGAAGGCUUUAAUACCAUGUCAAGAACCAGUUGAUCCCAAUAACUCGAGUUGUUGGGAGAGGUUCAAUCGUGGAUCAUAUACCACAACACUAACACGCCCCCUCAAACGAAAGCCACUCAUAAGGGCUUGAAGUUUGCACAGGUCUGAAGACAAGAAUACCAUGUGCUCAACAAAUGGGGGUCAUCGGGAAUCAAACACAAGACCUCUCGGUCACAGAAGGCUCUGAUACCAUGUCAAGAACCAGUUGCUCCCAAUAACUCGAGUUGUUGGGAGAGGUUCAAUCGUGGAUCGUAUACCACACACUAACAAUUUUUACUCUAUUUUAUACUUCGGAAAGUUAUUUACAAGUCUUGAAUCUUAAUUAAAGAAAACAAUACCCUCUUAAAUAUACUGCUUAGAGGGACUCUAUCUUCAAAUAAGUCAUAAUAUCAAGAAGUUUGCACUAAACUCCCUCUAUAGGUAAGAUUCUCACUCAAUACAAAGCAAUGAAUCGACUCACUCUCGUGCAAUUGAUGUCCUACUUUCCAAUCAAUGAUGCUCUAUUAACCUAACCAAAUAUUCUCUCUCCAAUGGUAAAGAUGGCAUUGCAAGAACGUGAUAAGGGCUCAAACAAUUCAAUAACUAUACACAAAUUGGAUAUAAACUAUGUGUUUAAACAAAUCAAAGUAUCAUACAUUCAUCUAUUCAACAAUCAAGACUAGGGUUUCUCAUACCCAAGCAAUAAGAGGGAUUAGUUCCUGAAGGAUGAGAGAACAAACACAGCAGGAGGAGCAGGGGGAGGAGGAGGAGGAGGAGGAGGAGGAGGAGGAGGAGAAGAAGAAGAAGAAUUUAGCUCCACGGUAGAAUCUUUAAUUGAUCGCUCUCAAGCUACUCCUAUGGUGUUCAAUUGCUGGAAAACACUCUUUCUAUUCUCUCUAUCUCAAUUUUUAGGUUAUGGUCGAGUUUGGUCGUCCCCCUUCAAAAAAACCUUAAAUCGGCUUAAAUAGAAAAACCUGAAGUGCGCGAACACGGCCAGAGGCACGGCUAUGCUCCAGGCCAUGUCUGACUCGACAUAUUUAUUCUUUCUUUGACUUGUAAAUUGCACUUCACAUGUCGAGCACGCCCAACAACACAGUCGUGCCCUAGGCCUUGUUGGGCUCCUAAAAUAUCUUCAAAUCACAUCAAAAUGCUUUUCAAAUUGUCUCGAACUCCAUUACUACCAUUGUUAGUGCGUCUUUUGCCCAAAUAUCAUCAAAUUCACUCAAGGUAACACGAAACACACUAAAACCACAAACCAAACAUAAAACGAGCAAAAACAUAUAAAUCUCAUCGAAAUGAUAGCCCAAACAACAUCAAAUGGGGAGUAAAAACAUGUCUAAUUUACGGUGUAUUAAAUACCCCCACACUUAAGUGUUCUCUUGUUUCCAAGCAAGUCAAACUCAAAAUCAUACAACUCGCUAGAACCUUACGAGAGUACGUCACUUUCAAUCGUCGGUAGUGGGUAAUAGUAACUUACGAGAUAAUCAAAGAAAAGAAAACUCAAAUUAUCCCAGUAAGGACAUUGCCCUCGAAUCGGUACAACACAAAAUAGUAAAUCUAGGAUAGAAGACUUGUGAAUGAGAGACUCGUAGAGAAAUAAAAGAGUGGACUCGUUUAUUAUUCUUCUUCUUUAAAGGCUCAAACUUUCGAGCUUCUUAGUAUUUGUCUUUGUUUCUCAAAAUUUUCUUGCAAAGAGUAAGGGAUCUUUCAAUCCUUAUUAUCUCGCAGCUAGAUCAGAAGUAAAAAUCACUUAUCUUUCAAACCCAUGCGGGGAAGCGAUGUAGAGAGAGGUGUCGGAAGCUUUAUCGGUGUCUUUUAAACACAAUUCCCAAAGAUGCACUCAUAUCCUUAAUGAAGAACUUUGGUGGUCGGCCUAAGUUUUGAUAUGUUGCCACGUCAUGUGAGAUAUAUAUAGAUUGCAGUCUCGUGACUUGAGUACAAUAAAUCGUCUCUUCUCUAUCAAGAUCAUGCGGAGGAGCGGUGUAAGGAAAAGUGUCUUAAAUUUUAUCCUUGCCUCCCAGACACAAUCCUCAAAGUGCUUUUCAAUCCUUAAAACGAGCCUUAAGCGGUUGCCUUAAGUACAUUGACCGACUACCCCAUUAAUGAUACACUAUAUAUAGUGUUUAUCACUCCCAUAUUUUAUACAUUUCCCCUUAUAUCAAUGCAUAUUUAGUUGGUUUGAUUAAAUUCCAUAUGAAAUUCAUAACUAUUUGAAUAAUGAGCUUAUGAUAGACCUUGAGUGUGUUUUUAUACUAUUUGAUGCCUUUUGGUGUUGUUUUGCACUUUUUAAUGAGAUAAUGCACUCAAUAUGAAUAUGGAUCACCGAGGGACCCAAUGCAUAAGAAGUCGGACGAGAAUACAAGCAUUUGGGCUCAAUUAGAGAUGGAUUUGGACAUCAAAUGCUCUAUAUGGCUAAAAAAGUAGAUAUGCAAGUGCAGCAAGCCCAACCAAUGUAGUAAAAUGUGUGUUUCUAAGCAGAAGCGGAAACUUGAGUAGAAACAUAAAACGUAAAAGCGUAGCGUAAAAGCGUUAGUUUUUGUGUAUUAUAUUAUUAAUCUUCAACAAACUACAUGUCUCAUUUAAAAAUGCACUACUCAUGAAGAUAAAUCUAAUUUGACAAACUUUUAAUAGUGGAGCAAACAUACAACCAAUGCAGUCAAAAGCGCGAUUCUACCUAGAAGCGGAAAAUGGGUAAAAUCGUAAAGCAUAGAAUCAAAGCGCAAAAGCGUAAGUUUUUUAUGCAUAAAGUAUAAUAGCUAAAAUUUGUUAAGUACGACAUAAACUAUGUAAAAUAUGAGUGCACAUAAUUUUAAAAAGUUAAUAAAUACCUCCAAUUCAUGUAUAAAGUAGAGAAACUCAUAGCAUCUUAACAAUAAGUUCAUCAACAUAGGUCUUAACAAUAAGCCACCUUCCCCUCUAUGCUAAUGAAUUUGGGAAUGGCCUAGGUGGCGAAUUAGAUUACUCUAUUGAAUCUGAGAAUGCAUCAAAGUACCUGGUAUGUAUAUUUUAAUAUAAAAAUUAUAUAUCAUAUUGUUGGCCAUUUACCUUUAAAAUAUAUUUUUAUAGUUAAUUUCAUGUAAAGAAUACUCGUUUAGUGAACUAGAAGCGUAAAAGCGUAUAAUAUUUUGGUGAACUAGAAGCGUAAAACCGUAAGUUUUUAAGCUUCAAAACGCAAUUUAGUACGAUUUUAUACACUAAAGAUUUUAUAUGGAAACGAAAGCGUUUUGGUGACCUAGAAGCGUAAAAUCGUAAGCUUUUAAGUUUUAAAGCGUAAUUUUGACUGCAUUGCAUACAACUAAACCAAAUUAUGCAAUAAGGGAAUAAUGAGACUUCUUCAAUCAUAAAAAGUAUAACCAAUUAACAACUACACCUUGUUAUCAACCGUUUUGUUUCAAUCUGGAUGUCCAAUUAAACAAGAUUACUGAGAAUUCUUUUAUUAUGAGGUUCUUCAUCCAUUGAACAUGAUAACAGAGAUUAUUAGUAAAUAUUAAUCACUUACGUCACACAUCAAACAACAAAGUAAUCACUUGAUACAAUUGUGGUGUAACAUCAUCGUCCCUCUUGAACAUGUCAUAUGCCAUGCUUACAUCAAGGUGACGUCAUCCCAAUAUUUGGACAAGCUUUAAAUUAUGACCCAACGGCAAACCUUGAAGGAACCAGAAAAAUUAGGGGGAAUUAGAGUUGGAGAAUUAAGUAGGAAAGAAGAAGGAAGGAUGAGAAGAAUAGAGGAGCUGCGGAAUUUUCGUUUUGCAGAAAGGCAGUGAGUUCAAGCGGGGAUUCCAAAAGUACCAGCAGUUGGAUCGUCCUCAACUUUGAAGGACACGUUUCAUAUCUUUUGGGAUCCAAUCUGAUCGUUCGGAUUGUCAUUAUUAUCUUUGGUUUGUUGAAAAAUAUUGCUAGUUAGGUAGGGUUCGACCUUGUUUUCCUGUAGCUGUGCAGUUUGUUCAGGGGAAGAUUCUAAAGAAACUAACCGUUGGAUCGUCCUCAAACUUUAACGACAAAUUUAAAACUUGUUGUGGAUCGAUUUGACUGUAGCGACCAAUGUUUUGACCAUUGAUUUGUUGGGAGACAAUACUGGACAGAGAGGAUGUGAAAUCGGUUGAAACCCUUCCAACUGGAAACAUACAAAAACGGAUCAAAAGCAAGUUUUUGACCGUUUUAUCGCUUUUUAAAUGCUUUUGCACACAAUACAUUUUUAUUUAGAAACUAAAGCAUUUUGCCUAGUCAGAAACAUUAAAAUAUGCGUUUUUGGGUUUUAAGAUGCGUUUUUUACUACAUUAAGCCCAACAUUGACCAAGUCCAACGGAGUUCUAUAAGUCAAAAUACGCCCAAAUUUGGAGAAGAGGCUACUUUUAGGCCAAGCAACCAAGCCCAAGUGAAAAGGGGUGUCGGCCUCAACUGCCGCUCGUGCCCUAACUCUUGAGAAGCUUCUAGAAUGUCCUUACUUUGUCUCGAAGUUAAAGGAAUCCAAGUUCAAAGCAUAUAAGAAAGGAUCAGUUGACUUUAAGAAGAAAAAGACUAGAAGUUAUUGUUUCUACAAAAAAAAAAAAAAAGACUAGAAAAUCCCCUUCUAUAACUAUUAUAAAUAGGAGGCUAGAUCUUUCAUGCACACCUUUUACCAACAUUCUACCAUAGGGGCACAAGUAGCAACCAUAGUAAGGAGGUGAAAUCCUGCUGGAGCGCGACUAGGAAGAAUUCACCAUCGAUGCUUGUAUCUAUGGUGAUGUUUUGUUUUUUACUUAUCUAUGGCAUGAUAGUUGAUUUGUUUAGGGAAUGCAUGCUUUAUUGAAUGCAUGUCUAUGAUCGUCGAUGCUCCUUAUCAUAUGAUAUUUUGAUUGUUCUAUGUAUAUUAUGAAUGCCACUAUAAUUUAUACUACCAUUAUGGAGACAAGGAAACUCAUCUCGUGUAGUAUAUAGGCAUCAUCUUUAGAUGAUGCUUGAUAAUUUAAAUCAUCGAUGUUAUAGACCAUCGAUUAUGACUCAAGAGGCCCACACUUAAUACUAAAUGUGAUAUCCUAACUUCCUUGUUCUUUAUUGAUUAGGUGAUUACAUGAAGCGUAAGUACGCAUUAGCUAGUCAAAUCUCUAUCGCAAGAGGCACAUACACGGGGUAGAGAACAACCUUAGAGGAAGGGAUAGGGCAUCAUAGUAUAAGAUGCAUAUAUGCAUCUUAGGGAGGAGAAUGUAUGUAUGAUCAUCUAGAAAGCACUACCUAAGCAUUUCUUUCAUUGCCUUGCAUCGUUUUUUAUACUUCUUUCUUGCAUGAGUGGAGUAGAUUUCACAUAAGGGCACCUCAACCCAACUUAGUUUUAUUUUCAAUUGCAUAAUCAUUCAAGCACAUCUAGUUAUGUUUGAGGAGUUAAUAUCCAAAGACCUCGUGGAAUAUGAUCCUAGGACAUGCUAGGAUAUGUAUCAUUUGAUUUCUAGAUCAAGUUUUGGUGUCAUUAUUGGGGAUUUUUUAAAAGUAAUUGAAAGAAACUAACCUCUUGUGUUAGAUUACAUUGGAAAUCUAUUACCUCCUUGUUGUUUUGUUUUGUAGGAAUCGAACUCUAGGGAAGCAUAGGAAGGCAUCCAAGGAAGAGAAUAGUCAAAGCAUCACUUGAAGAAUGAUGAGUUUCCUAUUCUAUUCAAUUGGUUUAGGCCAAAAGAAUCGAAGGUCGAGGCAAGCAACAUCGAUCCUCCUCCACUGCAUUACUAUGAAUGAAGGGUUCGUGAUGAGUGGAUGAGUAGAGAAACAGAUAUAGAAGAUUUGAGGAUACUAAAGAGGAUGGGAUUUCACCCAACAUUGUAGAACAUUAAGCAAGCUAUCGAAGCUAUUGACGCAAGAUACCAGAUCAAGUCAGAACCUCCUAGGAGCAUCGAAGCUAGCACCAAUGAAUAAGGGCCAAAGCCAUUGCUAGAAGUUGUUCAUAUCAUCGAGGAGCAUCCCGAAGCUGAUAAAGGAAGUUCUAAUGAGGUGCAUGAAGGUUUUGGAGAGAUCAAGGAGCACGAAGGGCUUAUGAGCAUGAAAAAUUCGUGGACCAUGAAGAAGAGGAAGAUCAUCUCAAACCCAACCCAUUAGAUAAGGAAGAAGAUGGAAAAAUCAUGGACCAUGGAGAGAAGGAUCAUCAUGAUGCCAACGAACUUAAUGAAGAAAAAUAUUAGUUUAUAACUCAAUCUCAGGAAAGAAAAGGCAAGAGAACCCAUCAAGAAUAUGAAAAGGAUGAAGGAAGUUGCUCACAACAUGAUGAAAGUAUCACACCAACCAUGGAGACCAUGAUCGAGUAUCUUCAACCUAUCAAAGAUAAGAAGAAUGAUCAAACUAUCAAGGAGCCUCAAGAAGAAGAUCAUCUCAUGGCCAACUAAUUUGAUGAGGAAGAAGAUGAUUUUACAACUUUUGAAGAAAGGGAGGACGAGAUACAGUCCUAGGAGUGGAAUUGGAGGAAGAGAGAUGUAGUAUUGAAGAACUUGCACUAAUCCAAACCAUUUUGGAUUCGUGGGAAGAUCUUGAAGGAUUUACACCUGUCAAGGGCUUGAACACUUCCCACACCGUAUUCAAUAUGAAUCUAGGAAUAAUCCACCAACCAAGGCAUCCACCAUUGGAAACAUCCAGAAGGAAGAGUUCAAGUAUGAUGACCCCACUACACCUCUUAUUCGAAGUUCUCAAAACCUUUGGAACCGAACAUUGAAUAAGAGAUUGAUGGAGGAAAAUUCAAACAAGGAUGAUCAACCUUAAAUAGAGUGGUAAGCGUUUGGUUAAUUUCCUUCAUUCUUUAUACUCGAAUAUAGAAGAUGAACCCUCUAAAACCCUUCCCUUUCGAGACAAGGAAAUCUAUUGGGCAAGACGAUGCGAGAAGAAGCAAUAAAAAUGACUUAAGAUG